This is a messenger RNA of Zalophus californianus (California sea lion), 1411 nucleotides long. Its product is annotated as PHD finger protein 11-like. The coding region runs from base 208 to 1263 and encodes 351 amino acids. NCBI's taxonomy places the organism in Eukaryota, Metazoa, Chordata, Mammalia, Carnivora, Otariidae. Gene Ontology annotation, molecular function: histone deacetylase binding; histone binding. The transcript has 2 exons. The record is from RefSeq and is a predicted model, not a curated record. Gene Ontology annotation, cellular component: nucleus.
AAGCUCGAGAGACUUGUGUGUGAUAUCUUCUGAAAGCUGUAUGGGGAGGGUUGACAUCUUUGUUCAUGACUGUGUCAGCCAACAGGGGAGGGUCAGACCCUUCAGGAGAAUAAGUCAGAAGGGAUCCCUUUAUCUGGAGGCAAUGCCGGAACUCCCGGAAGUGCAGGCGCUGCGCGCAGCCAUUGAGCACCCGCUGAGGUUGCAGCCAUGGACCAAGUGUCGUCUUCCAUAGCCAAGUCAGUCCAGGGAGCCAACCAGUCCGAGACCCAGGACGCCCAGGACCAGCUCCUCCACCCCACCGGUGUCUUUCAGGUUGCAGAAAAGAUGGAAAAAAGGACAUGUGCACUCUGCCCCAAAGACAUCGAGUAUAGUGUCCUAUACUUUGCAAAAUCAGAGAAUAUAGCUGCUCAUGAAAAUUGUUUGCUGUAUUCUUCAGCUCUUGUGGAAUCUGAGGAUCAUGAUCCACAUAAUCAAGACAGAAAUUUUGAUGUGGAAUCAGUAAAGAAAGAAAUCCACAGAGGACGGAUGUUGAAAUGUUCAUUUUGUAGUAAAAAAGGAGCCACCGUGGGAUGUGAUUUAAAAGCCUGUAGCAAGACUUACCACUUUUUCUGUGCCAAGAAUGACCACGCAGUUCUACAAAUUGAUGGAUCUCGAGGAAUUUAUAAAGUGUUUUGCAAACAACAUGCUCCAUUGACCGACGCUCAUAAUGACCCACUCCCAGGAACGUCUGGUACCUUCCAUCCUCACUACAAUCAGAGGGCCAAACAAGGACGUGGACUGAAAAGAAAAAGAGGAAGGAAGAAAUGUCUCUCAAAAGACAUUCAUCCACCUGAAACGUUGACAUUCGAUAGAUUCAUGAAGGAAGAGGAAGGCAGACACACAGCUGUGAAGACUGGUUUUCUUAAGAAAUGUAAGGAAGCGGGGCUUCUUAAUGAUUUAUUUGAAGAAAUAUUAGACAAACUUCAUUUGAUUCAAGAAAGACUCAUGGGUGACACUGCUUCUGAUUCAGACCAUGAAGAAAUCGAGACUUCACUUUUUGACUGUAAAUUGUUUGAAGACACAUUUGUAAAUUUUCAAGCAGGAAUACAGAAGAAAAUCCAUCAAUGUGAAGAAUGGCAGAAGCAACUGAAUGACGAGAUUGGGGUACUUAAGGACUUAAACCAAACCGUGUGCCCUCUUCAAGGAGAUAGAGACAUGAUGUCAAGUUCUACUUCAGUAUCUUCUGUGUCUUCUAAGGAUUACCAUUUCCUAAAUCAGGAAUGAGGCUCAGUUGCAAGCAGGCUACAAACUGAAGACCUGACCUGUGGAAGCCACACAUCUUUAGAACUAGGCCUCUCCUGUCCCUCUGGACUUCAAGCUUCAAUCCUCAUCAACUCUUACCUGUUCUUGCUGAUUGACAUUUCAUUUGAUC